Messenger RNA from Penicillium verhagenii, 864 nucleotides. It is a transcript of the gene horA, whose product is annotated as ubiquinone biosynthesis protein COQ11. Gene Ontology annotation, molecular function: protein-containing complex binding. The record is from RefSeq and is a predicted model, not a curated record. Bases 1 to 864 code for a protein of 287 amino acids. NCBI's taxonomy places the organism in Eukaryota, Fungi, Ascomycota, Eurotiomycetes, Eurotiales, Aspergillaceae. Gene Ontology annotation, cellular component: mitochondrion. The transcript is spliced from 4 exons.
AUGGCUACUAAGAGGCUUGUUGUUGCCGGUGGAAGCGGUUUCUUAGGAUCUAGGAUCUGCAAAUCAGCCGCAGCGCGGGGAUGGUCGGUAGUCUCAUUAAGUCGAUCAGGCGAACCGCGGUGGGACACCGUCACUAGUUCCUCGGCGCGCCCAAGCUGGGCAAGCUCAGUCGAAUGGGCCAAGGCUGAUCUUUUGAAGCCGGAGAGCUACAAAUCGUUCCUGAGUGGUGCUACUGCCGUCGUUCACUCCAUGGGCAUUCUUCUGGAGGCCGAUUACAAGGGUGUAGUACAAGGCAGAGAGCCCAUUAUUGGUGGACUCCAGCGGGCUUUCAGCUCAUCCAAGUUGGGAAGCCAAGAUCCAUUAACCCUAAAAGAUGGCGAGGCUCUUAAGCCAAAGGAAAGGGAUGGUCAAUUGACUUAUGAGCUUAUGAACAGAGAUUCAGCUAUCGCAUUAGCUAAAGAAUCCUUGACCGAACACGUUCCAGCCUUCGUGUACAUCUCUGCUGCGGCCGGCGCGCCAGUCCUUCCGGCCCGAUACAUCACCACCAAGAGGGAGGCGGAAGACACAAUCGCCUCCACCCUUCCGGAAUUGCGGAGUAUUUUCAUUCGACCCGGUUUCAUGUUCGAUUCCAGCAGAAAGUUCACAUUGCCAAUCGCCCUAGGCGGCUUUCUCACGUCGGAGGUCAACACUUUUCUGGGAAACAAGCUUGGAUUCCUUGGCGCCAUGGCUGAAAAGCCGUUGAAAGUCGAUACCGUGGGCGAGGCUGUAGUGGAGGCUUUGGAAGACGAGUCAACAAGGGGAGCAGUAGGAACGAAGCAGAUUGAGGCAUUAGCCACAAAGGCCUGGAGGAAAGCAAUGCUAUAA